This is a messenger RNA of Purpureocillium lilacinum, 7422 nucleotides long. Its product is annotated as 1-phosphatidylinositol-3-phosphate 5-kinase. The record is from RefSeq and is a predicted model, not a curated record. Gene Ontology annotation, biological process: phosphatidylinositol phosphate biosynthetic process. Gene Ontology annotation, cellular component: endosome membrane; fungal-type vacuole membrane. Gene Ontology annotation, molecular function: ATP binding; metal ion binding; 1-phosphatidylinositol-3-phosphate 5-kinase activity. NCBI's taxonomy places the organism in Eukaryota, Fungi, Ascomycota, Sordariomycetes, Hypocreales, Ophiocordycipitaceae.
AUGGCGAGCAGUACGACCUCGAAGCCUCCGGAUGACCCUCCCUCCCAUCCGCUCGGCUCGCCCACCAGCUUUCGGAACCGACGCGGUUCCUUCGCCUCCAUUUCUGGCAGCUCCACCAUCGACAAGGAGCAGCUUGCCCAGGCUCUCGACCAGAUACACACGUCGGCGAGCCGCUGCGACUCCCUCACGACCUUCAACGACUUUGCUCCUCCCCCGGAAGGCAUCCCUACCUCGGAGAGUCGUGGCACGGCCGGUGAGCUUGUCCAACAUGGCCUCAGCGGGUUGUAUAGCCGCUUUCGGGAGGCCGUCGGAGGUGGUAGUCCGACCAAGGCGGCCCCGAAAGAGACCGCUGAAUCGGCGGCCGAGUCCGCUCCAAAGCGCACAUCGACUGUCGACGGUCAUUCCUCGCGCCCGUCCAUAUCUUCGCUGCACCGCGGUGACACCGCCGCGACCAUUACCUCCCUUUCAUCGCAACCCAACCCGACGACGGAUGUGUCAUCGGCCGUCUUCACCUCGGCGCAGGCGCCACAGUCGUCCAAGGCGACGAGCAUCAGUCUCAUGUCAGGCCAGAAGUCAUUCGGCUCCAGCCGCCAGAGCCUGCCGACAAAGGCCACCAGCGCCGUCACCGCCGACCCCAUGAUCACUGCUCCCGCCCCCUUGCACAGAGAUGCCAGUCGCAGCACUAUUCGAACCGAGGACAGCGGGCCGGGAUCCAGCCGGAGGAGCCUUAGCAAGGUGGAAAUGCAGGCGCGCAUAUCCCCGGCCGAUUCCUCGUCCAGCAUCUACGACCCAAAGGAGGGCAAGCUUCCACCGAGGGCCGGACGGGACGACACCUCUAGUAUUGACGACAGUGUCGACUCGCCUUUGAGCCCUGUCAAAUCAGCCGCCCCCGUCAUGCCAACCAUUCAAACGAGGCACAUCCGCAGUCCAUCCAACAGCUCCUCGCUGCUCUCGCCGGAUGGCGUGCGGCGAAAGCCGGCCGUCAUUGACAGAAUCAGUCGAUCCAGGUCGCCGAGGUAUCCAGGAUCUAGAGAGUCGUCUCUCGACCGCGGAACCGCGGAACCCAGCCCGAUAAUCACGUCCGCCCAUAACGUUGUUUUUCACGACUCCUUCACCCAGGACUCGCAUGCCUACAAGGGCCAGUCCGGAAACCUCCGCAUUCCCGGAACCGUCGCGGGUGAGGAGAGAGCAUCCGAGCAGAUGAAUGCCCAGCUCGACAAGAUGCGGAGGCAGGUGCUGAGCAAAGAGUUUUGGAUGAAGGACGACACGGUCAAAGAGUGUUUCCUCUGCCAGACGCCCUUCACAGCAUUUCGGCGAAAGCACCACUGCCGCACAUGUGGGUGCAUUUUCGACUCCAAGUGCACGACAGUCGUGUCUGGUGAGAAGUUUGGCGUGCAGGGAUCCCUGAGAGUGUGCAAGAACUGCCUCGAGGUUAUCAGCCGGCGGUUCGACGGCAGCGGAUCCGACGACUCGGCAGACGAGCGCUCCUUUAUGCCUAAAAUAUUUGGCCCAAAUCACUCGAAAGGCUCCAGUAGCACGAGUCAAUUACGGCCCAAGAGUCAAGACCCGACACUGGGAUCAGAGGGCUCCGAGGACUCGAGGCCGGUAUCGACGCCCAUGAUGGCUAUCCCGGCUACGCGUCGUGUCAAGGAUGCAAACCGCUCCUCUGCCAUCUUGGAAAUCGAUGCGCCCCAGCUGAGUCGACCGGGUUCGUCUCGCUCCCUCAAGUCAUUAGCCGCAGGCCGGCCGCAAUCCUCUGCGGGGCACAAGAGACACCACUCCAAGCAUGGAUUCCUUGGACGCUUCAAGGCCCCUGCCCUAGAGGAAGCUGCACCCUUUCGCAAGGGAAUAGCUGAUGACAACGCCAAAAGACCAAAAUUUCCUGCAUUUCACGACGACAACAUUAUUGACCCGGAGCUAGCCGACUACAUGUCGGACGACUCAAGUGCGGAUGAGCAAGUAAACAGCAUUUUCCAGACCAUGGGCGCGUCGGAAAUGCACCCGUCAAGCUUCGAAAACGACAAGAGCGGUUUCGCGCCCUACGUAAAUGCCAGAAAGCAUCGCCAUCGGCACGGAGAGAAGAGCAUCAGCGGCAUGAGCUACGUCAGCAGAGGUCCAUACGAUGACAACGGCCCCCUCAGUCUCAUGAGCCACCGGAGGUCAGCAAGACGACGGAAUCUAAGCAACGUAAGCGGGAGUGUCCAUCACCUCGGCUCGCCUCGACCAAAAUCCGCGGUGUAUAAGGGGCCGUCGGCUUCCUCCGAGAUGCUUUUCCCUCUCGACCAGAGCCAGUUGAAGUCGCAGGUAACCAGGAGCGACUCGCUGCGGAGGAGGCCAAAGGCACCGAGAGAAGAGCUCAAUCAGUCCAGCCUGAAGCAUGUGGACAAACUGCUUCAUCAGCUGCUAACGGAUGCGGAAAUACCUAACCCUGCGGCGUGGAAGAAGGCGCUCGUCCCAAUACUGUUGCAGCUGACGGACGAGGUGACACCUGAUAUCUCCAAAGGAGAGGACAUGGACAUCAGGCACUACGUCAAGCUAAAACGGAUUCCCGGCGGCAAGCCAGGGGACACGGCCUACGUGUCGGGCGUCGUCUUCACCAAGAACCUUGCUCUCAAGAGCAUGCCGCGCCGCAUCAUGAACCCGAGAAUCGUGCUCGUCAGUUUUCCGAUCGAAUAUCAGCGCCACCAACAGCAAUUUAUGAGCUUGCAGCCUGUAAUCGAGCAGGAAAAGGAGUUUUUGCGUGUCGUGGUGCAGAGAAUUACAAAUCUCAGACCGCACGUGCUUCUGGCUCAAAAGGGUGUCUCCGGCAUAGCCUUGCAGUAUCUGUCAGAGGCCAACAUCUCCGUGGCAUACAACGUUAAGGACACUGUCAUCGAGGCCGUUGCCCGAUGUGCCGAGGCCGAGAUCAUUGAGUCUUUGGAUAUGCUGGCUUUGCCAGUGCGGGUCGGCAAGUGCUCAGCCUUUGAGGUCAGAACGUUCGUCAACAACGACUACCCUGGCCGGAAGAAGUCAUACAUCUUCCUGUCUGGGUGCCGGCCGGAGCUUGGUUGUACCAUCGCCUUGCGAGGCGCAAGCAGCACCUUGCUGAGCAAGUUGAAGACUGUCAUGGAGUUCAUGGUCUAUGUUGUCUACAACCUGAAGCUGGAGUCGAGUCUCUUGCGGGAUGAAUCCGUUGAAGCCCCCGACGCCGCUGAUAGCUCCAUGUCGAGCUCGGUACAAGCACUCAACGACAGUUUCAGAUCCCUCAGCUCGGCCAGUGCCACGGAUGGCAGCAAAGCCGGGCCGACGAUGGUUAUCAACCACCCGUCCAGCGAGAGCGAGCCUCCGUCGCAAGUGACAAUUGAGAGCUCUAGUCUGGGUGGUGUCGAGGAUGGCGAAUCAAGUCAACCAGGCCACACUGCCCCUGAGAGGCCAACGCUCAUUCCCAUGCACGAGCAACACAGCCACGCCUCGCAGGACAGCCAAGUACCCGACGACGUACCCAUGCCGACCUUUUACAGCGACAUGGUCGCCAAGUACGAGACGAAGAUCCUCUCAGCAUCGCCUUAUACCAAGUUCAAGCAGCCAUACCUUUUGAUGAGAGCACGUGAACAGGAAAGACGCCUUCUGUAUCUCAAACGCCUGCGCGAUCAAGAUGCCGUCGAAGAGGAUUCGGAAAAAUCUGGACCGCAGAAGUUUCAACUCAUCAAACCCGAGAUGGUUGAGAAAAUUGGUCAACAGGCACCUCGACAGAUCAUGGAAGUCUUGCAUGCAGUGCACGAUGCCGAGUACGACAAGGCCCUGUUCAACUACCAGACCCAGACCCGUCAAUGGGAGACGUACAUCCAGGGCAAUCUAGACCUGUUUGAUCCUUACUCACACCAGAACAUCGUCGUCCUGUACUCAGUCAUUUGCACUGAAACCAAAAUACCUUGCAUCGAGCCCAACUUGCUGGCCAUCAACUUCUAUGACGAGCAGCACGUGUACACGGGGAUGGAUCCGGACUGCACCCUCGGCCAGUACAUUGAAGAUUUGGCCUACGGCAAGACGGACGUUUGCGAGUCCAACGGCUGCGAUAAGAAAAUGGGAGAGCACCAUCGGACAUAUGUGCACGACCAGUAUCGCAUCACCGUAUUCGUCGAAACCGUGGCAAACGGAAGCCCAAAGCGCAAGGAUCUCGGCGAUGGCAUCACGAUGUGGACGUAUUGCAAGCUCUGCAAGAAGGACUCUGACGAGACGGCCAUGUCGGAGACAACGUUCAAGUACUCGUUUGGCAAAUAUCUCGAGCUGCUUUACUGGGGCCGCGGUCUCAAGAUGAAGGACGUGGUUGACUGCACACACGACCACCACCAAGAACACGUCCGGUACUUUGGGCUGGGCGACUCCCGCAUCCGCAUCCAUUUGGACCCGAUCGAUCUGCUUGAGAUUGUUGUACCUCGAGCCAGGAUUACGUGGAAGGUGGUCAAUGACCUUAAGCUCAAGAAUGAGAUCUUCACCAAGAUGGAAGAGCGCUGGAACAAAUUCAUGGGAUCCGUCAAGGCCAGGCUCAAGAGCAUCCGGAUCGACAGCGUCUUGCCUGAAAAGGCGGAAUCAUGCAAGGCCGAGCUCGAUCAACUGAUGAAAAAGGCCUUGGAAGAACAGUCAGCCAUGGUCCGUCAACUGCAGCAGGUAUACGUCGACUCAAAGUACUACGAGGUCGUGCCGUUCAACAGCCUUAUUCGCGAGAUGCUGGAGAAGGCUGGCGAGUGGGACCAAGCCUUUGCAAAGUUCGAGGCCGACUUCCUUGGCGACAAAGACAUGCGCCAGUUGACGAUGAUGCAACUGAAGAAGAUGUUUGCAGACAACGAAUCGAAAGAGUCACUGACGUCGACGGAAGGGCCUGGGUCGACUACGGACAGCGACGAGCGACCAUCCCAGACGUUCACUGAUCCGGAGGACAAGAGCACGCAGCCCACCGAGUACACCGAGAUCAACAUGGAGGCAAGUGCCGAGUCUGCCAAACCGGCUGAGACGAUAGGAGAGGGCAAAGCCACCAUUGACGACGAUGGGAAGGUUCACAUCCCUGCCGAGGGUGUCAUUGAGCGAGUCGAGCCCCUCGAUCUUGCCGGCUCCCCAACGGCCAUCAGGGCGCCACCUCCGACACCUCUGUCCCCUCUUCCCUCUGGCAGCGAGGCCUUUUCCAAAUCGCCGAGUCCUCCUCAACUCGCUGAAGGCGAUUCUCAGUCGUCUGCAUCCUCAGCCGGCACGGCUCGCACCCCAACGGACUCUUCAGUGUCAGGCCAGUCCUUGUCAGAGAGGGUUGACCAGAUGCGCCGCGAACAGGCCCUCCAGGCGGCAGGGAGCCUAGAAGGAGGCGUGGGGACCAGUGAGCUUCCGAGGCCGGUGCCUGACCGCGGGCCGCCUCGAAAGUCUGGGUCGAACAUAUCACCGCCCUUGGUUCGAGCCAUAUCGCAUCCGGCGCGGCCACUUCCCCGGGGGACAUCUGCAAUCGCAAAGCCCCUGAGUGGCAAGGACAUCAAGCCCGUUGUCGCAGAGUCUCAUACUGAGCAGCAUCCGGAAGGGUCUAUCAAGGUGGAUAAGAAGCUCUCUGAUCGACUCGGCCUGACUGCCCUGAAGAACCGCUCUAAGGGGACGACGUCUGGAAUCCCGAGACUUGUGCACAAGAAGAGAGAGUCCAAGGUUUCGACGUUGGCGAGGCACUUUGAGCAGCUCAGCCGCGAGUUUGAAAAGGAGCGCAUUCGUGAUCGCAAGGAACGCGCGGCCAGCCUCCGACAGCCUCGAGCGAGACUCCCAAGGACGUCGACCAAGGCCAUUGUGCAAGUCUACGACGAUGUGAAUGAGGCCUUUGAAGAACCUUCUGCGUCAACUGAAACUAUUCCAGAAGCGCAGCCGGAGCCGAAACAGACGGGCAACGCGCCUAUAGUUGCUCCUAACGUCCCUAGAUCGGAAGCACAGACCGAGCCACCGCCGUCGGUGGAGAAUGACUCGAAACCAGGGAGUCAGCAGGCGACCGAAGAGCCCGACGAGGCCAGCAAUGUGAACACGAGCCAGGCUGUAUCGGAUGACGAGGGCGCGACAAGCGAUGCCGAAGCUUCUGUGCCGGAAGAGUUUCUUCCUGAUAUCAAGGAGAUUGCCGAUGCGCUUGAGCCUAGCACCGAGAUACCCUUGGAACUGCCCAAGCAUCAGAAGACUAGCUUGAUGAAGUACCUUACCAACUUCUGGGCAGAGAGAUCCGCCAGUGGCUGGCCACCCCUCGAAUACCCCGUCAACCCGACUGAUCACAUCUUUGUCGACUCGGAUAUCAUUGUGCGAGAAGAUGAGCCGAGCUCUGUCAUUGCACUGGCCCUCAACAGCGACGACUACCAAGACAAGCUCGGCACAAUCAGGCUCGAGGCUCAGCAGACGAUGCAGAGGGAGAGCGAACCGCCAGGCGAUGUCGAGCCGAAGUCGUUGCCAGUGUCGGACAGCGCCGACAUGGCCGUGGAUGAGACGGAGCUGGAGAUGAGUCUGCUGCGUGUCACCGGAACGCACCUGAAGUAUCAGUUCAAGGAGGGACCAGCCGUCAUGACAUGCAAGAUCUUCUACGCCGAGCAGUUCGACGCUUUGCGGCGCAAGUGUGGUGUGGCGGAGCGAAUCAUCGAGUCUCUGUCCCGUUGCUUGAAGUGGGAUUCUAGGGGUGGCAAGACUAAGUCAGUCUUUUUAAAGACUCUCGACGACCGGCUGGUGCUCAAGUCUCUUUCGCCGGUUGAAACGUCGGCGUUCCUGCGGUUUGCCCCGGGAUACUUUAGCAUAAUGGCCGAGGCACUGUUCCACGAUCUGCCUUCGGUCAUUGCAAAAAUGCUGGGCUUCUUCCAGGUCAUCAUCAAGAACCCCGUGACCGGAACUGACACAAAGCUCGACCUUCUCAUCACGGAAAACCUGUUCUACGAUCGAUCGCCAACUCGAAUCUUCGAUCUCAAGGGGUCUAUGCGCAACCGCAAGAUCCAGUCCACAGGAGAGCAGAAUGAGGUGCUACUGGACGAGAAUAUGGUCGAGUACAUUUACGAGUCUCCGCUGUUCGCGAGAGAGCAUUCCAAGAAACUUCUUAGAGCGUCGGUGUGGAAUGACACGCUCUUCCUCGCGCGGCAGAACGUGAUGGACUACUCUCUCAUGAUUGCCGUGGACGAGGAGAGAAAGGAGUUGGUGGUUGGCAUCAUUGACUGCAUUAGAACAUACACUUGGGACAAGAAGCUGGAGAGCUGGAUCAAGGACCGCGGCUUCGCAGGAGGCGGCCGCAACAGGCCGACGGUGACGAGUCCCAAGGAGUAUAAGUCGCGAUUCCGCGAGGCAAUGGCGCGAUACAUCCUGCAGUCGCCCAACUGUUGGCAUCUUUUCAACAACCCGCAGUACCCCGUCUACUACGGGCGAGCACGAUUUGAAGAGCCUGAGGCUCAGGCACAGUAA